UCAAUUAGAGUGUAAAAACGUUACGCUCCCACGAAAAACAAACGGAAUCGCUAGAAACGCCAGAAAUCAUCCGUAUCCGCCGUCAUCAGACAUCCGCUCGCAGGAUACAACCAAAAUAAUACAUAUACACACCGUCGCACAACGAAUAAGCCAUAUAGCCAUUGCAGGAAACUAGCCAAAGCGUCGAAAUUCCACCAUAAUUCUCGAUUUUCAUGUGCUCCGAUCGAAAAAUCGUGCUGGAACUCGGGCACAAGGACUGGCGGCAGGACUAGGAGCAACAGUCGCGGUGGCAACGUCGAGACGCAUGCACGCUCCAUGCUCGCCGCUGGCUGAUGGCCAAAGGACUCGGAAUCGCAAUCGCAAUCGGAACUGGAACGCCAGAGAGCAGAGCACCACUACCGUCUGUCGACGAAAUCAACUGAAUUGAGCGCCGAAAGAAAGCGGAGGGAACACUGCGCCGCAUCAAGUAUACGCCCCAUUGCGCCCACCUGUGGACAGAGUGCAGCAUGUCAACUUCAAAGCAUCACCAACACCAUUGCCGAGUCGUCUGCGUGUGGCUUCUCCUGGUGCUAUCAUCACUAUCGUCGGCCAGCAUCGCUGUGGGUGCAAUCCCGGAGCCGGAGGAGGCGGCCUUUCAAGGCCACUGUGGACACACCAGCCCCUGCGAACAACUAUGCUACGAGAUCCACGAUGGAAUGUACGAGUGCGACUGCAUCGAGGGCUACGAGCUGAACAAGAACGGUUACAGCUGUCAAGUAAUUAACGCCACUUCCAACAGUUUGGAUGGGCGUGGCAAGUCGGACGAGGAUGUGCUCUACCAGAAGGGCGCCUCGUUCAGCGCCAAGUUGGCGAACGACGAUGGUGGCAAGGCGAUGGCCAAGUCCACGUUCACCCUAUCCGCCUCGCCGGCGGGCAACGAAAACGGAGAGGAUGAGUCCGGAUCCGAGGGCGACAGCUACGAUUACGGCGAGCUGGAGGACAGCAACUCGGAGACACAGGAACAGAAGCAGCAAUUGCUGAAUCUUCAGCAGCAACAGCAACAGAAAGUCAAUUCAAACGAUUACUACAUAUCAGCGGAGAGCAUCAACUUCAAUUCGGAGUCCGAGGGCCAGGAGCAGCAGGAUGUGGUCGACUUCAAGGCGGCCAGCACGAUGCUGCCCAGCUCAGUGCCCUCCACGCCCAGCAGAAGCACGACAAGGGCAACCGCCAGCACAACCACGACGACCACGACCACAAGGCGAUCCCCCACCAGGGCGCCCAAGCAGCGCGUGGAUGUGGACUAUGGCGAGGGCGAUGGCAGCGAUGACUAUAGCUACAGCUAUAAGUCGGACAUGUCCGUCUACGACGAUGUCAACAAUAAUCAAUUAAACUUAAGACGCAACAGCAAAUCGCAAACAUAUCAGAAGACAAGCAAUACCAACACGGCCAAGAACCGCAGGAAGUACCCCAACGUAACCAGCAACAAGGUCCAAAUGCAUAUCACGAGGGAGACCAACCGACUUGAGAACAUAUCAGCAGCGGAACCGGCUGUCGUGGGAGCAGCCAUGACAACAGACAGGAGCACUCCCACAUGCAAUCUGGAUUGCGGUUCCGAUGGAAUCUGUGCCUUGGAGGCAACUGCCGCCAGUUCUCGUUGUCUUUGUCCCUUUGGCAAAACGGGCACUGGCUGUCAGGAAGAUAUUCGAGCCCAUGUGCCGCGUUUCGCCAAGCGAUCCUGGCUAGCAUUUCCGGCGCUCCAUGGCGCCUACAAGCACGUCCAACUGCGCAUCGAAUUCCGUCCAGAGUCCUUUGACGGCAUUAUCCUGCUGAGCGGAGAGCGCGAUGACCUCACCGGUGACUUUAUGGCCCUGCUACUAAACAAGGGCUUCGUGGAGUUCUGGUUUGACUGUGGUUCCGGCGUGGGCAGCGUUCGAUCCCGGGAGACCAUCCUGCUGAACGAAUGGAACUCGGUGAUCAUCUACCGGCAUCGAUGGGAUGCCUGGCUGGUACUCAAUCAUGGAACCAAGGUCCAGGGAAGAUCGAAUGGAUUGUUCUCACGCAUCACUUUCCGGGAACCAGUUUUUCUGGGUGGAAUUGGCAACAUAACUGGAUUGGCCAAGCGUCUACCUCUGGCCGAGGGAUUCGCCGGCUGCAUUCGUCGUUUUGUGGCCAACGAACAUGACUACAAGUUCACAGACCAUCCCCUGGGCGAUGUCAUCAAUGGAUUCGAUAUACAGGACUGUUCCACCGACAAGUGUGUGAGGUAUCCUUGCCAGCAUGGUGGCAAGUGCCUGCCUUCAGACCAAGGCGCCAUAUGCCUAUGUCCAAUAGGCUUUGUUGGAGAUCUGUGUGAGAUUCGAAUGGAUCUACAGGUUCCCGCCUUCAAUGGCUCAUCUUUCCUGCGCUACGCUCCACUGGGCGAUAGUGCCCUCAUUUGGUUGGAGCUAAAGGUUACCCUUAAGCCCGAGCAAGCAGAUGGCUUGAUCCUGUACUCGGGUCCAGAGCAUCGAGGUGACUUUAUAGCCCUCUACCUCAACGACGGCUUUGUGGAGUUCGCCUUUGAUCUCGGCAGUGGUCCAGCUUUAGUGCGGAGCGAACAUUCCCUCAGUCUGGGUCAAUGGCACACCAUCAAGAUCUCGCGAACAGCUCGACUGGCGGUGCUCAAGGUGGAUAAACAUCAGGAGGUCUUAACCAUUUCUUCGAACGGUUUCUGGCACUUGUCGCUGGACCAGAAUCUCUUUGUGGGUGGCGUUAACCACGUGGAUCGUCUGCCUUUGGACCUCAAGUACAAACCCUUCUUCGUUGGCUGCAUCCAGAGGAUCGACAUCAAUGGCCACUCGCUGGGCAUUGUGGCGGAGGCAUUGGGUGGCAGCAACAUCGGCAACUGCCCCCACGCCUGUGUGGCACGACCCUGCGGCCCCCUGGCGGAGUGCGUGCCUCAAAUGGAGAGCUACGAGUGCCGCUGCAGCAUCCACAAUGAGCGCUGCAACAAGGCCGCCGAGGUGCCGCCCGAGCAGCUGCCCGUGCUGGCUCUCCACAAGUCCAAGGUCCUCGAGGCGAAGGACAAUGGGGAGGCGGCGAAGAAGGUGUCUGGAUUGGCGCACAAGAAGCAUUCCAAAAAGCACAGGAAUUUGCAUAAGCCAACCCCUGCCAAGAGCACGACCACAAGCACCACCUCAACCACCACCACGACCACUGAAGCGCCUUCUGAGAGGACAGAGGAAGCCACUGCGGGGGCGCUAAGCAACGAGGAAAUCGAAGAUGAUAUUAUAUUCCGUCUUGUGCAGCAGCAACAGCAGCAGAAAGAGCUCAAGAAGCAGCAUCAGCAGACGACUACUACUGCCCCAGCCACCUCAGCCACAUCCAGUGGUCCACCUAAAGCAAAGCCCAGGCUUUCAGGGAAGCACCAUGCCAGCAAGCACGAGCACCAUCAGAAGCCCAAUGCUGCCUUCACCCGCAAGCUGAGUCGCCUGCCCACCCACUACGAGAGUUUCCAGACGAACCCCGACAGCGAUAUCCUCACCUUCGAGGACAACAAUGACUGGGUGACCAGUCUGCAGCAGCAGGAGUACGACGAUGCCAUGGCGGCCAGUCAGGUGCCAUUGGCCUUUGAGGAUGGAAGCCCCGGUACUCCCAGGUCGAGUGACAACAACGAAGAUGACGAGAACGCCUUUGUGUUCGAUGAGUCUCUUUUUGACGCCUCCGAUGGAACGGAGGAGUACCAGCGCAAGCAACUGGCCCAGGACAUGAAGCGCAUCAUGUCAAAUUCGAAUGCGCACUCUAGUCACAAGAAGGCAGAGGUCCAGUUUCCACCUCAAGGUAGUCAAGAAGUGGUUUCCCCCAACGAAGACACCUCUCAGUACAGCGACGACUACAACGAUGAUGAGCUUUUGACGCCAGUUAUGCAGGGCGGUGAGGAAGUCAAGCUGGAACCGCAUGCCUCCAGCACACCGCAGACCCACACCGACUGGAGUCUUCUGAAGAAGUUCGACCUGUCCGCCGAGCACCAGUCGCAGGUUCAGGGCGUACGCAAGAAUUUCGGAGCUUGUUUCGCCGGCAGCGACAGCUAUUUCCACUACAAUGACGCGGACACCAUGAGCCAGGUAAUCAGCUACAGCAUCGAUCUCAAUCUGCGCAUCAAGACGCACUCGGAGAACGGCGUGAUUCUGUGGACAGGACGCCAGGGAACGACGGAGGAACACGACGACUACCUCUCGCUGGGCAUCGAACAGGGGUACUUACACUUCCGCUAUGACUUGGGAUCUGGUGAGGUUGAUAUCCGCUUCAAUGGCACCAAGGUCAGCGAUGGUCUGUGGCAUCGCGUGAGAGCCAUAAGAAACUCUCAAGAGGGCUAUCUGGAGGUGGAUGGCAGAAAGACAGUCACUUUGCGGGCGCCUGGUAAACUCCGCCAGCUUAACACGGACACCGGUCUGUACGUGGGUGGAAUGCCCGAUGUGGGUUACUUCACGCACCAGCGCUACUUCAGCGGCAUUGUCGGCUGCAUCUCGGAAAUCGUCCUGGCCGGCGAAAUGAAACUCAACUUCGAUCCAAAUACGCUGGGAACGGAGCACAAUGUGGAGACGGGCCUCCUAUGAAACGCUGCACGCACGCCUCAAGACUUUUGAUAUCGACUAGUUUAAAUUAUAUGUUAAACCACACAAAUGUCCUUCGUCGAUUUGUGUUUGUACAAAUACGCUUUUAAAACCAAAAAAAAAACAGAGAGAAAUCGAAAUUGCAGAGUUAGGAUGAGGAACAUUUUUUUACACCACGAUACGGAGGAGAGACGAACUAAAUCUAGAUGGGAAACAUACUACAUAUUAUAUACACGCAUAUUGAGUAUAUACAAAUGGGCAUACAUAGAUAUAUAUAUAUAUACAUAUAUAUUUAAAGCAGAGGAAAACAAUUCGAAAAACCAAGGCACGCUUCUUAUAGAGCCUGUGACUGUCAAUACUUCAGAUCGGAAUAGUUUAUAUAUAACUUUAGCAAAGGAUUUAUAUCGGAGGCGUAGUUCAUAUAGAAUAUGAAACAAGAUCGGAAAAAUCGGAGUAACCGAGCUGUCCAUUUGGAGCGAUUUGCGAACUUAACGAAAUUAACGACAAACGAUUAACGAAUUAACGAAUGGCGUAAGAGAUACUUUAGUGUGUGGUCGCUUUUUUUGAACGAACCGUUACGCUUUACAUGCAGAGCUGCCAUCUUUUUGUACCACAUAUACACACAACGACUACUCACACACACACACACUACAAGCACAGAAGAACUAACACGGUUACAAAUGCAAAUUGGCAAUUCUUUCGUUUUUCGCAUAGCUGUACCUUAAACUAUAAACUGUAAACUGUAUAACUGUACAUUCUGUACUAUGUGGCACUUCUUGGAAGGUCCAGUCCAAAAACGAACGAAUCAAAGACCGGAAACGAGAUAAAUCGCGAUAUGUAGGUGGAAGUGGGAUGCGAUGAGAUGAGGAAACAAACAUAUUAAGUGGUAAGUUAAUAAAUGUGUAGCGUGUACUAGCUUGUAAGUCGGCACACUAACACACACACACACACACACACGAACGAAACACACUCACAAACACACGCCUGCCUAUAUUAACUUUUAUAUCAAAAUCGUAAGAUACUAAAGACACCAAAGAUACUUAAGACAUACGUAAGAACACCAAAACAAACACACUAUUUAAACACUUGAAAAAGCGCUGAGUCAGAAUUGAAACUAGUGGGCGAUUUUUAACAAUUUAUACUAUACAAUAAAACACUCACAACAACCACAAACAACAGACAAAAACAAAAACAACAAGAACAACUAGCUAAUGGAAACCAAACAAAAAACGAACGCAAAGCAAUUUAACAAUCCCAUAGCGAAAUUUUUAAAUGCGAGACAAACAACUAAUCCGAAUAGCCUGUUGAAACAAUUGUAAAAGAGCGAACAAAGUAUGGUAUAUGGUAAAUGGUAAAUAAAAAUAACUAACUAAGGAGGUGGAAUCGUUUGUAUUCGUCUUAUGAAUAUAAUUUUGUAGCUUAAUGAGAUAACAACCACGUAUGUAGUUAUAUAUACAUCAUAAACACAUAUGCGUAACUAUAUAUGACUAUGAGAAACUAUAGAAACAAUGGCGUAAAAUGAAUAAAGAAAUCACAACCACCAAUCAAUGUAAAACUAAAUUAAACGACAUUCAAUGUAGCUUAUUUAUAUAACAAAUGAAGAUCGCGGCAUUGAGAUAUUUAAUUUCGUACAUUGGUUUGCAGAAAAUAAAUUAAAAAAGGAUUAUAAA
Drosophila sechellia is the source of this 6241-nucleotide messenger RNA. Its product is annotated as EGF like, fibronectin type III and laminin G domains protein pikachurin. Bases 507 to 4574 code for a protein of 1355 amino acids. Lineage: Eukaryota; Metazoa; Arthropoda; Insecta; Diptera; Drosophilidae. Gene Ontology annotation, molecular function: calcium ion binding. The record is from RefSeq and is a predicted model, not a curated record. The transcript has 15 exons.